Fomitiporia mediterranea MF3/22 is the source of this 561-nucleotide messenger RNA. RefSeq lists its product as uncharacterized. Bases 1 to 561 code for a protein of 186 amino acids. Lineage: Eukaryota; Fungi; Basidiomycota; Agaricomycetes; Hymenochaetales; Hymenochaetaceae. The transcript is spliced from 4 exons. The record is from RefSeq and is a predicted model, not a curated record.
AUGCUGUUCUCUCGUGUUAUCUCUUUCUUCGCUUUUGCGGCUACCCUUGGCGGUCUUGCUGUAGCCCACGCAGUCCCCGAGAAACGCGACACGGCGUCCGUCCAACAGGCGGUUGCGAACCUCAAGUCCACCACUGACUCAAUCGUGCCGCAGAUCGAGAGCCUGAUCGCGAACAAGAAUGCGACGGAGGCGACAGUUGUCCCCCUCAUGAGCGAGCUCAUUACCGCGAUUAACAAUGCGCGCAAAGAUGUUCUGUCCUCGCCCCCUGCCCUUGCGAAGCGCCAGAGUACGUCUGCGAUUGCUAAUGAUGUUACCGCCGUCAUCACAGCCGUCACGAAGCUAGUUACGGAUCUGAACACAGUGUUUGCGGGUGUUCCUAUCCUUGGAACUCUCCUCCCAGAGCUCGACGUCGCACUUACCACGCUUCUUACCAGUCUUGCUUCUGUCGUGGCCGGUGUUCUCUCUACUGUUGUAGGCCUCUUGGGAACUGUCACUGGCCUUCUCGGUGGACUCGGUCUCACAAACUUGGGAGGUCUCCUCGGCCUAUUGGGACUUCUUUGA